Messenger RNA from Lachancea lanzarotensis, 1389 nucleotides. It is a transcript of the gene BNA4, whose product is annotated as LALA0S01e05842g1_1. Gene Ontology annotation, biological process: NAD+ metabolic process; L-tryptophan catabolic process; quinolinate biosynthetic process. Gene Ontology annotation, cellular component: mitochondrial outer membrane. NCBI's taxonomy places the organism in Eukaryota, Fungi, Ascomycota, Saccharomycetes, Saccharomycetales, Saccharomycetaceae. Gene Ontology annotation, molecular function: NAD(P)H oxidase H2O2-forming activity; FAD binding; kynurenine 3-monooxygenase activity. The record is from RefSeq and is a predicted model, not a curated record. Bases 1 to 1389 code for a protein of 462 amino acids. The transcript has a single exon.
AUGACUGAGACCGUCAAUGUUAUUGGUGCUGGACUAGUUGGGUGUCUCACUGCAAUUGCCCUUGCCAAGAGAAAUUUUGAAGUGGUUCUUUUCGAUUACCGUUUGGAUCCAAGACUAAAGAGUACUAAUGAUAGAAACCUAAGAUCCAUAAACCUGGCUAUUUCAGCACGGGGAAUCACAUCGCUACAAUAUGUGGAUGAACAAAUUAGUCAAAAAGUGCUUAAAGAUAUGAUACCCAUGUGGGGCCGCAUGAUUCACGAUUUGGCUGGAAACCAGGAAUCCCAAAACUACGGUCUAUUUGGCGAAUGCAUCAAUUCCAUUGAUCGAUCAGUGCUUAAUAACAGUUUGUUGGACGAGCUGGACGGAUUCAGUAACAUUAGUGUGAAAUUCGGUCAUAAACUGUCUAGGAUCCAGUUUUCUUCUGCCAAACAAAACUGCAUUUUCAACACUGACGCACAGGAUCAAGUCUCGUUCGAAGCUGAUUUCGUGGUGGGAUGCGAUGGUGCUUACUCCACAACCCGUUCCCAGAUGCAGCGGGAAGUACGCAUGGACUACUCUCAAGAAUAUAUCGAUUGUUGUUACAUCGAGUUGUACAUCCCACCUGCAGAAGCUCACAACGCGGAGUUCGGUGGACCCUUCCAAAUUUCUCCAAACCAUCUCCACAUUUGGCCGCGCCACAAUUACAUGCUGAUUGCGCUGUCCAACGGCGAUGGUUCGUUCACUUCCACAUUUUUCGGGCCCUGGUCUUUGGUCGAAUCUUUGGACUCGAGAGAUAAAAUCCAGACUUUUUUGACUGACAAUUUUCCCGACGCCCUAAAGCUUAUGGGCCCUGAUACAGCAAUUGAAGCGUUCGAGCGCAAUCCUCGUGGUGCGCUCAUGUGUGUCGAAUGCAACCCCUACCAUUUGGAACAAGGUCGCGCUAUUAUCCUCGGUGACGCUGCUCACUCGAUGGUCCCGUUCUACGGACAAGGCAUGAAUUGCGGGUUUGAGGACGUCAAAGUGCUCAUGCAGCUACUUGACAAGCACGAGGGAGACCGUUCUGCGGCGUUCGAUGAGUACAGUCUCAAACGACACAAGGACCUUGUGUCCAUCAUCAAGCUCGCCAAAGACAACUACAAGGAAAUGUCACACGGAGUGACUUCUCGCCUCUACUUGAUCCGCAAAAAACUCGACACACUACUGGGAAGAUGGCUCAGAGACAAAUGGAUUCCGCUGUAUACCAUGGUAUCUUUCAAAGCAGACAUUCCAUAUCACCAGGCCAUCAUCAAAGAGCAGAGACAGAAAAAAAUUUUGACCUACAUCCAACAAGUUAUUUUCGCUGCUCUAACCGUGGGUGGAAUAUACUCCUUUACAGCAUUAAGGAGAACUCUCAAGAACUACCGUCGUUGA